CAAAGGAAAGUCGAAAGAGGACAAGAAAAUAAAUCAACUUGCGUGACGUGAGUGGCCAAGUUUGUAUUGUAAAAUGGUAUGAGUGUACUAGGACUUAACGUUAUACUACUAAGAAACAGAGUCGAGCUGUAGGCCUAGGCUUACUCAGACACUUUAUUUUGUGUUGUCAUUGUAUCAGGAAGUGGAUGGCAGAUGGAAGGAAUGGUUCAACUUAAAGACAACGUGUUUUACUUUUAGUGAAAAUUGAGGAAUUCCAUAUGAUAACACUUGCCUUCCAGAUAAGAUAAAGCAAUCUUGUUUUAGUCUACCUAGACUCGUUUGUUCCUGGCUGUGUAAAGUUCAUAUUGCAGUAACGUAAAUGGUGAAUAAAUAUAAGAUAGUUUCAGUUGUGACAUUUUUGUAUGUGGAGACAGAAAGUUUAUUAAACAAUGGGUGUUUCUGGUUUUUGCCAAUAUUUUACAUGUAGUAUCUCAUUGUGUUUUGUGCUGGUAAACUUAAGUACAUGUGAUAAAUGUGGAGAUGUUGGUCAUGAAGUAGAAAGUGGUGUGAUCCAUUUACCAAAAUUUGUUGGUGGAAAUAUUGAGAACAUUAGUUGCAACUGGAGAUACACUGCACCAUCAGGACUUCAGUUUCUGCUGAAGGUAGACAGUGUCCAUCUUCCACCUUUGGAUCUGAGAAGCUCUUCACUACAUAUAUAUCUUGAUGAUAAAUGGUUUCAUAUUCCCAGAAGUUGUGUCAAGUGUUUAUCUGAGGAAGUUUCAGGAGAAUUAUUACGAGUAGUUUACACGUCAGCCAUAAUACCAUCAAUACAUGUAAAUAAUUCUUUUUCAUCUGACUCUGAUACAACUGGAGCUUUUCAGAUACGAUUCAAAGCAUUUGACCCUUAUGUGUGUGACAGAGCCAAAACUCCAGAAAAUGGGUACAUUGAAGGUAAAGAGAGAAAAGUGGGUCAGAGUAUACACUAUAAAUGUAAUCCUCCUUAUGAACUAGUUGGAACAAGUGAAUCUCAUUGCUUGAUUUCUGAGCAUUCUCCUGUUCCUCAGUGGACUGGAAAAACCCCUUCCUGUGUUGUUCCAAACUGCAAUGGUGAAACAGUUCAUAAAAGGGCAGGUUUGGGGUCUAUUGUCAACCCCGGUUAUGCAUCUCAUGUCUUGUUAUCAUCACAACAAUGUAGAUGGGAAGUUACUGCAGAAAUUGGGAAACAGAUCAGAGUCACAGUUAAAUGGAUAAAAUUCCCAGAAAAUCAACAUUUAAAUCAUGCUCAGCUUUACCUCUAUGAUGGCAACAUCAGUUCAGUCAUAGCAAACAUAACCUCCAUUUUGGAUAGAAAGACUAAUGUGAUUACAACAAGAACUAACAAAUUGAUUGUGACCUAUUCUACAGAAGCAGACACUAAAUAUAGGCAAGAGGCUGGAUUUCACCUGAUGUAUACUAGCAUUGAAACAACUUGUCCUGAUCCAGGUCAACUUCUCAAUGGAAAAGUUAUUGGUUAUAGUUUUACAGUGGAGUCAAGCAUUGCAUUUCAGUGUGAGCCAGGUUAUUCUCUUCACGGGAACAAUACUGCUAACUGUUUAUCUAAUGGGGACUGGAGUGUUCCAAAGCCAUUAUGUCACCAAACCACCUCAUCUACUGAAGAAACACUGAAUAUAUCUACUUCUCAACUCAACAAUAACAGUCCUUCUUUUAAAGAAUCUUCUAAAAGUAAAGCCAAAGCUAUCCCAGCAAUGAAAGAAGUGCCCCAGAAAGUACCUCUUGGAUCGAAGUCGAAGAAUGAACAGGCCCAAUGGAAGGAACAAACAAGUCCUCACAUAAAGAAUGUUGAACCUGAGGAUGUUGAGCAUUCUCAACUAAUCUCGUCCAAGAAGUCUGGGAGCAAGUCGAGUCCUGGUAAGCAGCAAGUUGUUCCGCCCAAGACGGAUGACAAGGAAGACCUUAAAGAUGACCAAGUAGUUAGACUCCACGUUAACCCUCGAGUCCAGCCGCAACCGGAAUCUCAGUUGACUUCCGAGCACGCUCAGGUGGGAGAAACUAAACGUGGAGACAGUGAUUCUGGUUUGACCUUUACAAUGCUAAUGGUAAUUGUCGGGGUCAGUAGUUUAGUUGGGGUUUUGGUGAUUCUUGUAAUAGUAGUGAUCGUGUAUCGGAAGAAGUAUCCUGUCCGGAUGAGGUUCGGGCGGAAGUUUUCCACUUUUGAAAACCCUAUGUAUGUUCGGAAAGACGCUCAAGAUCCUAAAGAACUGAGACACCUUAACCCAGAAUAAGAGAAACCAUUGAAAUUUGUAUUAUAGACGCUUGUGAUUCAUUGCGUGUCGGAGAAAAUAAACUGACCAUCCAACCUGAUGAAUCACAUAAUCGUACAGUGGAUUGUUUCAAGUCUUCAGUUCUUAUUAAAACUUUGUGUUGGAAAAAAAUAGUUUCUUCUGAUGCUACGUGACUCAAGUGCGAUAUGUGACAGAAAAGUCCUAUUGUUCAGUAUUAUGAAGCAUGAUAAACUUUACAUUGGUUCUAGGUUAGAGGGGAAGAAAAUACUACGUGUAAAACUAAUGUCUACACUUUUACAGGUUUUUUUUUGCACAGUAUUUCGUUGCUUUACUCGCGUUUAAAAAUCUAAAAAUAUAUUUAAUAAAACAGAUGCAGCUAUUCUUUUGUGAAAGAGACAAUGAUGUAUUAAUUUGCAUUUAAUAUAAAUUUCCUUUUUUUUAAAUUAAGUGAUGUGUUUGAUAUCGCAAAAAUUUUUGAUUUUUUGAAAAUUAAAUAAUAGUGUUUUCGUUAUUGUUCGUUUUAUUUUUAUACUAAUUAAUCCAUUUUUGGAAUCAAUGUAAAUUCGUCUUCCAAAUAAAAAAAACAAAAACAAAUUUUAUUUUAACUGUAUGCUGGGAAAGCGUUAUCGGAAACUUUUACCAAAACUUUCGUUUCUCAAAAAUAAUAUAUAUACUUUUAGCUAUAAAGUUGCUAUUCAAGGAGAUGUUGGGUUGUGCAUAAACCUUAGUGUUCUUUAUUAAAGUAAACGAAGCGUAUCUAUUCAAGGAGAUGUUGGGUUGUGCAUAAACCUUAGUGUUCUUUAUUAAAAUAAACGAAGCGUAUCUCAUCUGUUGUUUGGAAUAAAUAAUAUUGUAUGUGUUGUUAUUAUUAUUUUUUUUGAUAUUUUAAAGUAAGUGGAUUAGAAAUUACGGAAUAAAUAUUUUCUAUAUAUCUUAUUUUGACUAUCUUGUUUUAAUAUUUAACUGCUUUUUAAAUAGCUAAGGAUAUUGGUAACUUUGAAUUUUUGAUAUUUUUUUUCCGAACUCUUCACCUUUUGUUUGUUUUUGUUUGACACAUUUAAACUUUUUUUUAAGUAUUUGGAAAUGUUAUGCUGAUCGAUGCGUACAUAGUUGUUUAAUAUCUAGAUUAAAACCAAAUUUUUGUAGCGUUACUUUUUAAUAUUGUCCCUAGAUGGCAUGACUUGAUUAUGUAUCUAUAUUACGUGAGAAAUUGGUUUUUCAUUUGUUAUUAUUAAUUCAUGUAUUGGAUAUGGUUUUAUGUUGAUGUAAAUCCUGUGAACAUAAUAUCUAUGAUGAUUGAUUAUGUUGUGUAUUAAUGUUAGUGAAUUUGUAACUAACUUUGAUUUAUUUGAGUUAUAGUUAAUAUUUCUUUCAAUGAUGGUUUCAAAUAUCCUAAUAUUUGUAAUAUAAUUUAUAACCAAAUACCUGAGACAACCAGUAGUGUACUUUAGUUUGCCGUGUGUUUUUUUAACACAUUUUGAAUUACCUAAUGUAUUUUUUGUGUUUUAUUGUUAAACGUCUCGAUUGUUUUGAUUAAUAGUUGGAAAAUCUCGGUAGCACAAGGCUAUAGUGCUUUGUGAUCAAUCAUUCAGCAGUGUUAGGUGAUGUUAGUUAUGUUCUAACAGAUACGAACAUUUCCGCGAAGAUACAUUGUAACAAACUAUUUAAACGUACAGCUUAAGAAAACAUUCCAAGUCCAGCUUAUUGGUUGGUUUAAAGAGUUUGGAAUUUUGAGGCGUGAGAUGUAUAAAAAAUUGAAACUAUAGAGCUAGAAGAAUUUAGUGCAACACAUAUAAUAAGAAAAAUAUCUUUCAUAAAGCAUUUGAAGACAAAUUUUAUUUUCGUUAUAUGUUAUCACCUUCAGACACUUUCUUAUAGUUUACUCGUAUAUAUAAUCGAGACAAGGAAAAACAUGCUUUACUAAUACGUGUAUGUUUAAUACUAGCUUGUUUAAUUUUUGUAUCAGGACUCGAUUGAAAAUAUGUGGUAUAUCAUGGUAUUGAAUAUUACUACCUGAGACACGUACGAUUAAUGUCGUCAUGAUUAUUAAAAUAGUAUUCUCUGAUUAUUCAAAUUGUUAUUUAGUACGUGUUUGUUACAGCACUACUGAUAUAUCAACCAAGUUUAUUAUAAUGCUGUUGCAAUCAAAAGUUUUCUCUUUGAAGUAAUUACGUGGGGAAAAAUGCGAAAGAUGUUUACUCUCUCUCUCUUUUAUUUAUUGUUUACUUUUGUGGUGACCUGUGUUAAAUUCCUUUUUAUUCCAAAAAUUAAUUUGUGUAUUAAAACUAAAGUAUAUAUGUAUACAUAUUUAUAGAUAUGAUUACAGGCUUAUAUCGGUGGCCAUUACCUGAAAAUAUUUAUCUCGCAUUUUUCGGUUCAUUAACGUUCUGAAGACAAUAUACUUGAAUCAUGAUAGUUCAGAUCUUUAUCUUGUAGUGUUUGCUAAUGUAUUACUAGUGAUAUGUCCAAACUCCAAUGCGCGAGGAAAUGAGUGUCAUUUAACACAAUAAAUUAGAAUGAAUUUCAUAUGUAAUAUUUGAAACAACUAGGUUCAGAGUUUUAAAUAUUAAUGUAUACAAUGCUCGUGUCAGGGAAAUUUGUAACAAAGUGUAUUAUUGUUUAUACUCGCGUUCUAUUCAGUAUUGGGAAAACUAAUUUUGAAUUAUGUUUGAUGAUUUGGAUUUUGACGUGACAGAUAUGAAAAUACUUCCAGCUCAAUUAUAUUUAUUCGAACAGUGUUUCUGGUAUAAAAAUCUGGAAAUAUAUGUCGAUAUUAAAUGCAUUUAUAAAAUUCGUUGUUUGAAGCUUGAAUGAAACUGUUUUUGUCAAAAUGUUUCAAUAAAUUCACUUCUUUCAACAGUAA
This is a messenger RNA of Limulus polyphemus (Atlantic horseshoe crab), 5124 nucleotides long. RefSeq names its product CUB and sushi domain-containing protein 3-like. Bases 429 to 2261 code for a protein of 610 amino acids. Lineage: Eukaryota; Metazoa; Arthropoda; Merostomata; Xiphosura; Limulidae. The record is from RefSeq and is a predicted model, not a curated record. The transcript is spliced from 3 exons.